Messenger RNA from Mercenaria mercenaria, 6527 nucleotides. Its product is annotated as 5-aminolevulinate synthase-like. NCBI's taxonomy places the organism in Eukaryota, Metazoa, Mollusca, Bivalvia, Venerida, Veneridae. Gene Ontology annotation, biological process: hemoglobin biosynthetic process; erythrocyte development; heme biosynthetic process. The transcript has 11 exons. Gene Ontology annotation, molecular function: 5-aminolevulinate synthase activity; pyridoxal phosphate binding. The record is from RefSeq and is a predicted model, not a curated record. Gene Ontology annotation, cellular component: mitochondrion. The coding region runs from base 166 to 1995 and encodes 609 amino acids.
GUCCACGACAAGCAGUUUAAGUGUUUGACGUAAACUUUGAAGGAAUUAGGCAGAUUGUCGAAGCCUUAUCUUACUGAGACCACAACUGAUUCAGCAGAUACAUUAGUGAGGAAUAUUGAUUUUAUAUUACUAACAAGCUUCAGGGUUAUAAGUGUCAAAACAGCUAUGAAGGCUCUCCGCUGUCCAUUUUUGACGCGUGUCUCUGUGAACCAGAUAACCCAGAAUGCAAAAAGUCUGUUGAACAAUCAUGUAGGGAGUUGUCCCAUCAUGACCAGAAUGAUGACAUCUGUUCAACUGGAAAAUAUCACCCAGUCGCAAGUGAGUGAACCAGAGAGAAGCAAGUGCCCCUUCCUGGCCAAUGAGUUGAAGACUGUAGCACCAGUUAGUGAUGAGGUACAGGAAGAUAUUAUACAUGUUCAAGAUAAGACAAGAACACUGGAGAAUGAGAGAAAGGACAGUACAGUAGAGGGGGCACAGAUGUCUUUGAAGACCCAGGAGAAGCUCAAGGAGUUUAUGAAAGUUUCUCCAUUACUCGAGAACUUGACAGAGGUGGAGACAGAACCUGCCGGACUGACCCCAGAGAGAGAAGAAACUCCAAAGAAGAAAUCCUCUUAUAGAGGUGGAGGCCCUACUACUCCUACUGAAAACCUGUUCAACUAUGACAAGUUCUUCAAUAAUCAGAUUGAGAAGAAGAAACGAGAUCAUUCUUACCGAGUGUUCAAGAAGGUGCUUCGUAAAGGUCCCAUGUUCCCCCUUGCCGAGGAACACACAGACCGGAAGAGGAACAUUAGCGUCUGGUGCAGCAAUGAUUAUCUUGGAAUGAGUUGGCAUCCAAAAGUCACUGAGGCGGUCAGGAAUGCUUUACUAGAGCAUGGAGCAGGGGCUGGUGGGACGCGGAAUAUAUCGGGGAAUUCUCCCCUGCAUGAAGAUCUUGAGAAGGAAAUAGCAUCCCUCCAUCAGAAAGAUUCUGCUCUCAUUUUCACGUCUUGCUUUGUUGCGAAUGAUUCAACCCUGUUUACUCUCGGAAAAGCAUUACCAGGGGUGCAUAUAUUCUCGGAUGCAGGCAAUCAUGCCUCUAUGAUACACGGCAUCCGGACCAGUGGUGCACCAAAGCAUAUAUUCCAGCAUAAUGAUCCGGACCACUUGGACCAUCUGCUGAAGCAGGUUGAUCCUGCUUUACCUAAAAUUGUGGCGUUUGAAACUGUACAUUCUAUGGAUGGAGCUGUGUGUCCACUGAAGGAACUUUGUGAUGUCUCACACAAGUACGGGGCCUUGACCUUCGUUGAUGAGGUGCAUGCUGUGGGUUUGUACGGGAAGAACGGUGCUGGGGUUGGGGAACGGGAUGGCUGCAUGGAUGAUAUUGACAUCAUUACUGGGACUCUAGGAAAGGCUUUUGGCAAUAUAGGAGGUUACAUAGCAGGAUCGGCUAGUACCGUUGAUAUGAUACGAAGCUAUGCUGCUGGAUUUAUAUUCACAACAUCGCUGCCUCCUACCACACUAGCUGGGGCCCUAGCGUCUAUAAAGGUUUUGAGAAGCGAUGAGGGGAGACAGUUAAGGUUUCGUCAUCAAGAAGCAGUGAGAUAUCUACGUGAACGAUUGGUUCAAGAGGGAAUACCAGCCUUACACUGCCCCAGUCAUAUUAUACCAGUUCAUGUAGGGGAUGCAGCCUUGGCAACCAAACUUAGCAAUGAUUUGAUACAAGACCACAACAUCUACAUUCAAGCGAUUAAUUACCCGACUGUUGCCCUGGGCGAAGAACGUCUACGUAUAGCACCAACACCCCACCACACCAUCGAAAUGAUGGACAAUCUGGUCGAGAAGCUUGUUAGCGUAUGGAAGAAAAAUAAGCUUGAACUACACAAGAAUGUCUGUCCCAAGUCCUGCGAGUUCUGCCACAAACCCCUUGAGUUUGAGCGCUUCUUUACCCGUGAACCGAUCUGCAGCAGGUCAAACUGCACAUAUUCCUCGCUUCAGUCCACACUCGUUGCUGCUUAAACCCAGAUAACUCAGAUAAAAGAAAACACGGCAACAUGACAAAAUACUAGUAACAUGACAUUUGCAUUUUAGUAUCCUGGUAGCAUUUCAUUGUUGCUUUAUUUGUAUAGCCUAUAUUUACUGAAAUGAAGACAGCUAUACAGCUUUGCUUAGAUAUUAUAUAUAAAAUUGUAUGCUUGAUAAACAGAAGACUAGUUUUGUAACAAUUAUAUUUUUGUAGCUGAAAGGUUGUUUAUUAAUUAUAUAAAUGGGCCGCACCAUGAGAAAACCAACAUAGUGCAUUUGCGACUAGCAUGGAUCCAGACCAGCCUGCACAUCCACGCAGUCUGGUCAGGAUUCAUACUGUUCGCUUUCAGUUGCAAUUGGAUAAACCGUUAGCAAACAGUAUGGAUCCUGACCGGACUGCGCAGGAUGUGCAGGCUGGUCUGGAUCCAUGCUGGUCGCAAAUGCACUUUGUUGGUUUUCUCAAGGCACGGCUCACAUGCAUUUCACUGAGUUUUUUCUAACUUUAUUUUUAUUUUAUAAAAACUUUUUUUUUCUCUGUGUUCAGUUUUAUAGAUGGAAGUAUUAACCCUUACCAUGCUAAAUUUCUAUAAUGAACUUAUCCAUCUUUCAAUUUGGACAGUACCAUUAACUGUUAAAAGGGGUGCAUACCAAAAAGAUACUGACUGAAUUGUGAACAGUGCAGAUCAUGAUAAGACUGUAUGGAUGUGCAGGCUGAUUAUGAUCUCCACUGGUCGCAAAGGCAGAAUCAGUCGUGUCCAGCUUGAGAAAGGUCGAGGAAUUUUUGGUUAAGAAAUCUAUUUAGUCACCAAAAUAUAAUAAAUAAAUGUCUAACAUUGUUUAAGGCUGAUAUUUUAUUUCGUAUUUCAGUAAAGCUACAUUUUACAUAUUGUAGGAAUAAAUAAUUAUAACUUUUCCAUGGAACGAUAGUGUGUAACUGAAAUGAGAUAUGAAUAGAGCUUGUUAGAGAACUGUGAUAUUUGGUGGCUGUAUAGAAUGUGAAGUGUCUGUUAGACAGCAGAUAUGGGUUGACACUGUAAAAAAUUUGGGAAACAAAAUAUCUAGCACAUUGUAUUCUUAUUUUAAAGGGUUCAGGGGCUUAUUUCAGCUUAGUUUGCUUGAUGAAUGAAAGGUUUAGACUUACACCAGGGGUAUAUACAGACAACUUCCAAAUGGGACUAUGUCAUUGGUCAAUUUUAAAAUUGUACCAGUCAAAUGAUUAGUAUCUAAAGUUUUGAAACCCAGACAGAGUUUUGUAAACAAGGUUUUUUUCACUGGAAAUUAUUUUGAUGGCAAUCCAGUAUGAUUUAUUAUGUGACUAUUUUUAGAAUUGUCAUUUAAAAUUAUUGAAUUUGGCCAGUGUGUUUUUCACUUAAAUUUCAGAGAUUAAGAAAGUUUCUUUUUCCCCAGCAUUUUCUCUUGCUACAUUAUGUUUGCAAGAAAUGGUUUAUAAAUAAUUUUGAAGUUAUAUUUACAGUAUAAUACUGGAUAAAUCCAGACUGUUGUUUAGUUCUGGCAUUUUGAAGGUUCAAAUGAAAUAAUUAAUUUAUUGUAAUUUAUUGCUCGUGUAUGUUUAAAAUCUGUGUUGAUCACGUUAAUUUGUUAUAAAACAGAGAUAUUAAGUUUAUUUGUUAAAUUAAAUUAUUUUGAAAGAGUAUUUUGUUGAACCCGGUUAUGUAGUUUGUAGGUCAUUAUGAAAGAUUAUACAGUGAUUUAUUGUGUGUCUGAUUUUAUUUUAAUGGUAAGAAUGUCAGAGUUUUUCUUGUACAAGCUAAACAUCAAAAUAACAAAAUUUACCUUUGUUAAUUUCUCAAAAAAUCAAGUGAGCCAUGCCGUGAGAAAACCAACAUAAUGGGUUUGCAACCAGCAUGGAUCCAGACCAGCCUGCACAUCUGCGCAGUCUGGUCAGGAUCCAUGCUGUUUGCUUUCAAAGCCUAUAGCAACUAGAGAAACUGUUAGAGAACAGCAUGGAUCCUGACCAGACUGUGCGGAUGCGCAGGCUGGUCUGGAUCCAUGCUGGUCGCAAAGCCACUAUGUUGGUUUUCUCAUGGCACGGCUCAAGUGCUUUUUAUCACAUGGUGAUCUAUAAGAAAUGGGAAAAAGGAAACAUAGUUACUGCAAUGUAUAAAGUUUUGAAAGAACAUUUUCAAAUUCUUGGUAAUUUUUCCUGAUUGUUUUGUAAUGUAUUUUAUUAGACAAGCACAUAUCUGUAACUUUGGCUGAUGUAUGUGUUUUUGAUUUAAGAAAUAUGGGAGUCUUCUUAAAUUUGAUAACUUGUAGAUGAAAGAGCUCGAGUUGAUAUGAGUGGCUGUUGACUGAUUUCAUGCACUGUUGAUUUUAGCUUUUUACGACUAUUUUAACUGUUGUGGUGUUCGGUUGUUUUUUGUUUGUUUUUGUGUAAGUUAUGUUAUAGGCAGAAGUAGCAACACUUUAUUAGCAAUAUGAAUAUUUUUUACCCUCUUUACUUACUGUUAAAUGAGUGAGCAUACAGACUAACAUUCUUUUUGCAUGGUUCUAUCUGUAUACUUGCCCUGAAAAGCUUUUGUGUUCUGUUCUUCUUUCAAAAAAAUCAGACAUCAGAAUUUUAAAUAUUUUACACUCAACAAAUCAAUAGUAUGGUUGAAAUUUUCCAAUAUACAGCCUUUAUCAUUCAUCAUUUAUUUGUUUAUGACAUUAUGUUAAAAUAGGCUGCUUCAUUAACUUUUAGAGAAACUAGAGUAAUACUGUUUUCAGGUUUAAGGUCUUUUCAUUUUGAACCUUUCCAUGCACAGUACAUAGAUUCUAAAUUUUAUAACAAUUUCAUUGGGUUGUUAUUGUACUCUGAAAUGUGAACAGAAUGUUAAAUGAGCCGUGCCAUGAGAAAACCAACAUAGUGGGUUUGCGACCAGCAUGGAUCCAGACCAGCCUUGGCAUCUGCGCAGUCUGGUCAGGAUCCAUGCUGUUCACUGUCAAAGCCUAUUGCAAUUAAGAAACCAUUAGCGAACAGCAUGGAUCCUGCCCAGACUGUGCGGAUGCCCAAGCUGGUCUGGAUCCAUGCUGGUCGCAAACCCACUAUGUUUGUUUUCUCAUGGCAUGGCUCAAAUAUCAAAUAUAAAUCAGGACAGCCUAAUUUACUUCUGCUCCUUAAAAACAAAAUGUUUUGGGACAGACUAUAAAUUACUUGUCAGAUUAGCUCAAUGGGAUAGUACAAGACUAUUUCAUGACAGGUCAGAGGUCAUUCUUCAUGUACAAAGUAUGUUCUUUAUGGGGAUUGGACAGAAGAUGGUGUGUCUGGUCAUUCAUCCACCACCUCUGAAGAAAGUGUGGAAGUUAUCAGUUGCUAGUGGGGACAGUGUUUAAAUUGGACAAAUGCAGUUUUACUUAUUAAUCUGUCUUGUGGCACGAUUUUUUAUUCCUGAUAAAAUACUAUUCCUUCUAUUGCUGAUGCAUUUUCAUAAAUUGAUUAUUAUAUAUUAAUCAGAGCAUUUUUAUAUAUUUUAGUACAAAUGUUUUUAAUGUAAACAGCUGAAAAAUGAAAUAAUAGUGAUGCACGGUGGUGCAGGGGUAGGGUAUUGGAGAUGUCAUUCAGCAUAGCUAACAUAGAAUAAGACUGAGAAUUGGAUUUUUUUUUUUUUUUUGUACAUCAGUCAUUUGUCAUCGAGUUUCUAUAAUUUAUUUCCAGCAGAGUAAUUAUUAUGAUAUUUAUUUAUUGCUUCAAGUGAUAGAUUUGUAUGGACAUGAAAGUAUCACUUACAAAUUUUUCCCAUGCAGAAUUUUGGAAUUAUUUUGAUUUAACAAGGAGACUUAAAUAUUUGAAAUAAAAACUUAUUUCACUUGCAGACCUUUUUUUUUUAAAAAAAAGUAAAACCUCAAGUUGUUAUUAAUGAGAAACAAAAUUUAGGCAGAAUGUUAAAUUUUUGUAACAGAAUCUAAAACUUAAAGAAGAAUGUAGGUCUUAUGGUACAUAUUAUGUAGAACUUAAGAAUAAAUAUAGAACAUAUAUAAGGAUGUAAAACUCAAGGUAGAAGGUUGAACUUAAGGUAGAAAGUGGAACUUAAGACACAAUGUAGAAAUUCAGACAGAACUUAAAAUUUUAGGCAGAAUGUGGACUUAAAAUGUACGUAGAAGGAUGGAAUGUAGAACUCUUGGUAAAAUAUUUAUGAAGAGGUAGAAACUACUACGAGACUGGAAAUAAUUUAUGAUUGAAAGUGGAUGUGUUUGAGGGUGCCAAAAAAAAUUUUGAUAUUUAUUUGGUGAAAAGGUGAAAGAAAAAUAAGGUUGUGAGAUGGUAGGGAGAUCAAGUAUAGUUUGGGGAUUGAAUAACAGUGUUUCUCCAAAAUGCUAUACACACAGUCAUGUAAUCAAGGUGUUUGAGUAUAAAAAUCUAAACUAGAAAUAUAAAGAUGUUGGAAAUUGUAUUGAAAAAAAUCUGGAAAAAAAACACAUUGAGAAUUUCUUUUUUUGGACAAUUUCGAUCCAGAUGGAUGAAUAAAAAGGAAAAUCUUUUGUACAGUAACAUCUAUGUACAUACAAUAAAUUUAUGAUAAAAA